This is a messenger RNA of Asterias rubens (European starfish), 2587 nucleotides long. RefSeq names its product guanine nucleotide-binding protein G(s) subunit alpha-like. Lineage: Eukaryota; Metazoa; Echinodermata; Asteroidea; Forcipulatida; Asteriidae. The record is from RefSeq and is a predicted model, not a curated record. The transcript is spliced from 14 exons. The coding region runs from base 709 to 1920 and encodes 403 amino acids. Gene Ontology annotation, molecular function: G protein-coupled receptor binding; G-protein beta/gamma-subunit complex binding; GTPase activity. Gene Ontology annotation, cellular component: heterotrimeric G-protein complex. Gene Ontology annotation, biological process: sensory perception of chemical stimulus; adenylate cyclase-activating dopamine receptor signaling pathway.
UGCAAAAAGAAGGAAAUAUCUAUAGCAUAGUAAUAUACAGUAUAACUUGUUAGAUAUGCCAGUUGUACAGCCUAUAAUUUGUUUGGCUGACAGCAACCGACACAAUAUACUGCAAUCAUGGAAGUUGUUCUUUGGCGAAUCAUAACCACAGCAUAACCGUUGAUUUAAACGGUGUUAACAGGAGGUCAUCUGCAAACGGUGUUAACAGGGGGUCAUCUGCAAACGGUGUUAACAGGAGGUCAUCUGCAAACGGUGUUAACAGGAGGUCGUCUGCAAACGGUGUUAACAGGAGGUCGUCUGCAAACGGUGUUAACAGGAGGUCAUCUGCAAACGGUGUUAACAAGAGGUCAUCUGCAAACAGUGUUAACAGGAGGUCAACUGCAAACGGUGUUAACAGGAGGUCGUCUGCAAACGGUGUUAACAGGAGGUCGUCUGCAAACGGUGUUAACAGGAGGUCGUCUACAAACGGUGUUAACAGGAGGUCAUCUGCAAACGGUGUUAACAGGAGGUCGUCUGCAAACGGUGUUAACAGGAGGUCAUCUGCAAACAGUGUUAACAGAAGGUCAUCUGCAAACGGUGUUAACAAGAGGUCAUCUGCAAACAGGAGGUCAUCUGCAAACGGUGUACUGCAGACUUCGAGCUGUAUUAUAAACGGCACUGUAACAAGCCGACGACAAGUUGGCUCAUGGUUCUAUAGGAUUAUGCAAUAUGGCCAACGAAGAAAUGGUCACACAGAAACAGCGUAGUAAGCAGAUUGACAGAUAUCUCAAGGAUGAACGGAAAAAAUACAAAGACUACGUCAAGAAAACCAUGAGACUGCUCCUUGUCGGUGCUGGGGAAUCCGGGAAAAGUACAAUAGUCAAGCAGAUGAAGAUAUUACACCAAGGGGGAUAUAGUGAUGUAGAAAGAAAGGAGUUUGUUCACAUUAUUCGUGGUAAUCUUCGCGAUGCAAUAUUGACGAUUACUGGAAGCAUGCAAACAUUACAACCAGCCAUUGACUUAGCUGAUGUCAGUUUACAACCUUGUCUUGACUACAUGCUUGACAACGCAUCAUGUCCAGACUUUCAAUACAACAAGGAGUUUUACGACAAGGCUAAGUUAUUAUGGGAGGAUGAUGGUGUACUUGAAUGUUACACCAGAGCCAAUGAAUAUCAACUGAUUGACAGUGCAGAAUAUUUUCUAAGCAGAAUUGAUGAGAUUCGGGAACCAGACUUCCUUCCUUCUAACCAGGACAUUCUUAGGUCUCGAAAGAUUACGACUGGCAUACUGGAAACUUGUUUUGACGUUAAAAACAUCAAUUUUCAGAUGUUGGAUGUCGGUGGGCAGCGAGAUGAAAGGAAGAAAUGGAUUCAAUGUUUUUCAGAUGUAACAGCACUCAUCUUCGUAGUUGCAUGCAGUAGUUUUGACCUGGUGUUACGUGAAGACCAGAACAAAAACAGAUUACAGGAGUCGUUGGACCUUCAUGAAAGAUUAUGGAAAAACAGAUUUCUAAGGGGUACGUCUGUCAUCAUGUUUCUGAACAAACAAGACAUUUUAGCAGAGAAGGUGUCGAGACGCCAGUCAUCGUUAGUGGAUUACUUCCCAGACUAUGAAUCCUACACACCACCGGAGACAAUCGAAGCUCCUGAGGGAUUGUGUUGUUUUUCAACAAAACAGAAAAGAGCAGCUCAACGCAGACGAGAAUCAACAUUCCCAGCUUUGAACAUCGUGGAAAGUAGAGAGUUCUUCAAGGCCAAGAGUUUUAUCAAAUCUAAAUUUCAGGAGCUUUGUAUUUGUGACACAUUUGAACAUCGCUUCGUCAAACACUGCUAUUUCCAUUUCACCAUUGCCGUCAAUUCAGAAAACAUCAGCAAAGUAUUCGAGUCGUGUAAAGACAUGAUCCAGCGAUUACACUUGGAGAAUUCUGGAAUAAUCCGCUAGCCACUCCCAUCAGUAUCAUACUCAACGUUCCCAUCUUUCAGUGACAUCACGCUUCUUUAUACAUCCACACCGUGGCUUGACUUAUCCGAGAGCGAACCGUCUAGAACGACACACCUCAAACUUGCAAUGCUGUCUUGAUGCUCUACACAUUUAUUAUUGGGUUAAAAUCAAAUCAUUUGUAAAUAAGUGUUUAAACGAUAAUAAUUAUUUUCAAACAACUGAAAUUUGUUUUCGUUUUACGUGUAGAUAGAGUCAAGAGGGGAACACACGACCGCCCAUCAUCCCACACUCAUGACUUAAACGCCCAUUUAGACCAUUAUUCGACCGCUUUUCAGCAUGCUUUCUCAAAUUAAAUAUCAUAUUACCUCUGCUUUGGUGCUCGUAGCCGCCACUGUAGCAUUGCAGCAUCAGAAUGUUAUUCGACAAUUAGUCACCAAAGAAAGUAUAAUAAUAUGGGACAUUUCAACUUAAAAAACACUGUUUGAUAAGUCACGUUGAGGAACCAAGCUCUCUGUUUUCUAGGCAUUAUAAAACAGAACCCGGGUAAAUAAAAAUGGAAAGUUCGGAACGGUACCGGUUUAGAAAACUGGAUCACUUUGUGGAAGUGUCGUGGCCUAAGCUGUAAAGCGUGUGGGUUCGAAUCCCAAGCCACGACACUUGUGUGUCC